This is a messenger RNA of Pyrus x bretschneideri (Chinese white pear), 1578 nucleotides long. Its product is annotated as auxin-responsive protein IAA9. The transcript has 6 exons. Gene Ontology annotation, biological process: regulation of DNA-templated transcription. The record is from RefSeq and is a predicted model, not a curated record. NCBI's taxonomy places the organism in Eukaryota, Viridiplantae, Streptophyta, Magnoliopsida, Rosales, Rosaceae. Bases 212 to 1333 code for a protein of 373 amino acids. Gene Ontology annotation, cellular component: nucleus. Gene Ontology annotation, molecular function: protein binding.
UCCUCGGCGAGCUCAGCCUAAAAAAUACAGCUUUGUUGCUUUCUGCCUAAUGGAAGGGUCCUAAGCUCUCUCUCUCUCUCUCUCUCUCUCUUCUUUCUCUGCUUUUACUUUGAUGCUUUGUUUGCAUUUUCCUUGAGAAUUCAGAAAAAGGGUUCGUCGGUCUUCUCUUCCUUGUCUGAUCCACACAAGUUCCUCAGUAGUGUAGUUGCUAAUGUCUCCACCACUAUUGGGUGGUGAGGAGGAAGGGCAGAGCAAUGGGUCUAUGGUAGCUUUUUCACGCUCUAUGGACUGUAUCUCUCAUAACGGUUCUGGACUGAAAGAACGUAACUACCUAGGAUUGUCAGAUUGUUCUUCAGUCGACAGCUCCACGGUCUCGAACUUGUCAGAGGGGACGAAGAACAAUCUGAACUUUAAGGCUACGGAGUUGAGGCUUGGUCUUCCUGGAUCCCAAUCACCAGAACGGGAACCUGAUCUUUGCUUGUUGAACUCGGGGAAACUUGACGAGAAGCCACUGUUUCCUUUGCUUCCUUCAAAAGAUGGAAUCUGCUCCUCAUCACAGAAGAAUGGCAACAAAAGGGGCUUUGCUGACACUAUGGAUGGAUUCUCAGAGGUGAAAAGUAAUGCAUAUACUGAAGGAAAUUGGAUGUUUCAUGCAGCUGGCUCUGAUUCUGAAUCUCCAGAAUCUGUUGGACAGGGGAAGUUUCCCGUGAAUUCAAUCAAUGUAAUGCUAUCAUCCAGGCCUUCUGGGAGUCAGCCAACCAUAACAAAAGAAGCACGCACUAAACAAGAACAAUCUAAUGCUACAAACGGAGGCAGCCAUAACCCUUUGGGUGCUUCUAACAAUGGAAGUGCCCCAGCUGCUAAGGCACAAGUUGUUGGAUGGCCGCCAAUUAGAUCAUUUAGGAAGAAUUCUCUAGCCACUACGUCAAAGAACAAUGAUGAAGUGAAUGGAAAACCUGGUCCCGGUGGACUUUUUGUCAAGGUCAGCAUGGAUGGGGCUCCCUACCUGAGGAAGGUAGACCUGAGAACCUACUCUACAUAUCAAGAUCUGUCUUCUGCUCUGGAAAAGAUGUUCAGCUGUUUUACCAUAGGGCAAUACGGGUCCCAUGGAGCUCCGGGGAGGGAAAGACUGAGUGAGAGUAAGCUGAGAGAUCUUCUUCACGGAUCAGAAUAUGUGCUUACAUAUGAGGAUAAGGAUGGUGACUGGAUGCUUGUUGGGGAUGUCCCAUGGGAGAUGUUUAUUGACACAUGCAAGAGGUUGAAGAUAAUGAAGGGCUCCGAUGCCAUUGGUUUAGCUCCUAGGGCCAUGGAGAAAUCCAAGAACCGGAACUAGCCAGUGGCUGAUAUCAAAGUGAACAUCUGAGCUGUGGGGAAAGAGGAGUGAGCUGCAAAAGUCGGAACUUGGAAGGAAGAACGCUGGCUGGAUGGUAGCAUCACGUCGAGUAACUUGUUGAUGUUUUGAUGUUUGAGUUGGGUCGUGUCGAGUCUGUUAUUAUAAAACAUCUUAAAACUGGUUAAGACUGUUAGUAAUUUGUGGAGUUUAUUAAUGUUAUAGCCAAUUUAGUUGAAGUUGUUUAA